This is a messenger RNA of Stylophora pistillata, 1224 nucleotides long. RefSeq lists its product as uncharacterized. Gene Ontology annotation, molecular function: protein binding; phosphatidylinositol binding. The record is from RefSeq and is a predicted model, not a curated record. Gene Ontology annotation, biological process: determination of ventral identity. Gene Ontology annotation, cellular component: membrane. NCBI's taxonomy places the organism in Eukaryota, Metazoa, Cnidaria, Anthozoa, Scleractinia, Pocilloporidae.
UUCCCUGAAAGUAUUUAUUUCGAAAAUCAUUUUUCCAGAAAUGAAAACAUGGGGAAAGAACGGAAAAGGAAAGCAAAGAAAACCACUUCAGCAGCGAAAAAGAAAGGAUCUUCCUCUGAACAUAGUGAAAAACCUUUGACAGACUCAGGCAAAUCUGAUAAUGGUGGUGAAACUGAUCUGGUUCAAGAAAAUGAGAAAAUAAAAGGAAAGAAUAGAUACAGCAUAAAAGAUCUACUAAAGCAGGUAGACGAGUGUCUUGAUAAUUUUAAUUAUGAAUUGGCAGUGAAGUUCUGUGAGAGAGCUCUUUGCAUUGAACCUGAUAAUAUGGAAGUAUUGGAAAUGGCUGGAUCAGUAUACCUUGAAACUGGAGAUAUGGAUAAGGCAAAAUCAUGCUUUGAAAAUGCUGUAAGGAUAUCUCCAGACCAAGGUUAUUCAAAAUACAUGAAUCUUGGUCAGUUGUUGGAGGGUCAAGAAGCAGUUGCCACCUUUAAAAAGGGAAUUCAGUUGAUGAUUGCUAGCAAAGAUAAUGAAUCUUCUCAAGCAUCUGCAAGUGAUAGCAUGGCUGCAUCAUCCAAUGAAAUAUCAACAGCUUACUGCUCCCUGGCAGAAAUGUAUCUCACUGAUGAAUGUUUUAAAGAAGAAGCAGACAGCAAGUGCUAUGAAUGCUGUCAGAAAGCUGUUGAAUUCGACCCAACCAACCCUGAAGCCUUUCAGCUGAUGGCCAGCUGUCUGGUGAGUCAGCAAAACAUGGAUGAGGCACAGAAGAUGCUAGAUAAGAGUCUGGAGCUGUGGCAAGGAAAAGAUGAAGAACUUCCUGAGGCACCAGUGCCUCCAUAUGAAACCAGAAUUACAACAGCAAAGCUGCUGAUUGAGUUAGAAAAUUAUGAGACUGCUGGUUCAGUCCUCGAAGAACUUAUUGAGGAAAGUGAUGAAGUUUCUCAGGUAUGGUAUUUACUCGGCUGGUUGAAUCAUAUCACAAAUCAGGACAGCAUAAGCAUCAGAACGUGCCUGGAACAAGCUCAAAAACUUUUUACACAAUUCGGAUGUGAUGAUCAGCCUAUGAUGGAUCACGUGACUGAAAUGCUGGCAAGUUUACCUGAAGUUGAAAACCUGGGUGAAGAAAAUGGCAGCUUGGAAGACAACUCUGACGCUGAUGACGGCGAAGAAGAAGAAGAAGAAGAAGAAGAAGAAAUGGACAUUCAAUAACAAAAACGUAUUUUAAUA